Osmerus eperlanus (European smelt) is the source of this 14293-nucleotide messenger RNA. Its product is annotated as CUB and sushi domain-containing protein 1-like. The transcript has 70 exons. The record is from RefSeq and is a predicted model, not a curated record. Lineage: Eukaryota; Metazoa; Chordata; Actinopteri; Osmeriformes; Osmeridae. Bases 307 to 10998 code for a protein of 3563 amino acids.
UUUUCGUUCCCCUGUAUCCCAUAUGAUGGUUGAGUCCGGCUUUCCGUUAGAUACAGGCGUCUUCUAUUCCCGCUGUUACAGCAUCCUAGUACACAUCCUGUCUCUCUUCAGAUCAAGAAAAUCUGUUCGGGUACCCGCUCAACAAUUUCGUAUCUCUGUAUAAUUUCUUGAUGAUAUGAGAGCCAAUAUAGGCGAAACCCAGCAGCAUAGGCGUCACAUCGUUUUGCCAAAGCUGGAUCUCUAUGCAUUUUUUUGAUCGUUGAACAAGACCUAAGAAACCGGUGGCUGUGUGGAAUAACAACGAACAUGACUGCAAUGGGGACAUUUAAGCAUAUCCUGCUUAUUUUCGCAGGUCUAAUUACCGCAGCCAACAGUCAAACUUGUGGUGGUGUGGUUCAAGGUCUAAAUGGCACCAUUGAGAGUCCCGGCUUCCCCCAUGGCUACCCAAACUAUGCUAACUGCACCUGGCUGGUCAUCGCAGGAGAGAGGAACAGGAUACAGCUCUCCUUCCACACCUUUGCUCUGGAGGAAGACUUUGACAUAGUCUCUGUCUAUGAUGGACAGCCGCUGCCUGGCAACUUGAAGAUGAGGUUGUCAGGGUUCAUGUUGCCGUCUCCCAUCGUCAGUACAGGAUCUGUCCUGGCACUCUGGUUCACCACAGACUUUGCUGUGAGCGCCCAGGGCUUCAAAGCCAUCUAUGAAGUGCUCCCGAGCCACACAUGUGGGAACCCAGGGUUGAUCCCUAAUGGGGUGAUCCAGGGAUCCAGGUACAACAUUGGGGACAAGAUUCGCUAUAGCUGUGACUUGAGUUUCCUGCUCGAGGGCCACGCUGUGCUCACAUGCCUCGUCAGCCCCGGAACUGGGGCAUCCUGGGACUUUCCAGCACCCUUCUGUCGAGCCGAGGGCUCGUGUGGUGGGACUCUAAGAGGGACAACUGGGACCAUAUCCACCCCCCACUAUCCCGCAGAGUACGAGAACAAUGCUGACUGUACUUGGAGUGUCCUGGCGGAACCUGGAGACACCAUCGCCCUGGUAUUUUCAGACUUCCAGCUGGAGGACCGAUACGACUUCCUUGAAAUCAGUGGAACUGAAGCCCCCUCCAUAUGGCUGACAGGCAUGCAUUUGCCAUCCCCUGUCAUCAGCAGUAAGAACUGGCUACGGCUGCACUUCACCUCAGACAGCAACCACCGCAGGAAAGGCUUCAGCGCCCAAUACCAAGUGAAGAAGGCCAUCGAGCUCAAGUCCAGAGGGGUGAAAAUGCUUCCAAGCAAAGAUACAAACCAUAAGAACGCAGUGUUGAGCCAAUCAGGGCUGGCUGGGGAUGUGUGUCCUGACCCGGGGAUUCCAGAAAACGGCAGGAGGAUGGGUUCCGACUUCCAGGUUGGAGCCAGUAUCCAGUUCUCCUGUGAUGACAGUUAUGUGCUGCAGGGGUCGAAGAGCAUUACCUGCCAGAGGGUGACCGAGACACUAGCAGCCUGGAGCGACCAUAGACCCAUUUGCCGUACAAGAACCUGUGGUUCUAACCUACGGGGACCGAGGGGAUUCAUCACAUCUCCUAACUACCCAGUCCAGUAUGAGAACAAUGCACACUGUGUCUGGGUCAUCACCGCACUGGACUCUGGGAAGGUGAUCAAGCUGUUAUUCGAAGAGUUUGACCUGGAGAGAGGAUAUGACACACUGACUGUGGGUGACGGAGGGAAAAUUGGUGACGCCAGGAGAGUUCUCUAUGUUCUGACAGGUUCCAGUGUUCCUGAUCUGAUUGUCAGUAUGACAAAUCAGAUGUGGCUUCAUCUGCAGUCUGACGACACCAUUGGCUCCCAGGGAUUUAAGGCCAUGUAUGAAGAGAUAGAACGCGGGAGUUGUGGAGACCCGGGAGUGCCUGCUUACGGAAAAAGAACUGGGGUCAGGUUUCUCCAUGGCGAUACAUUGACGUUUGAGUGCCAAGCGGCCUUCGAGUUGGUGGGGGAGAGGAGCAUCUCCUGCCAGCAGAACAACCAGUGGUCCGGCAACAAGCCCUCCUGCGUCUUUUCCUGCUUCUUCAACUUCACGGCCCCGUCAGGCACCAUCCUUUCCCCGAACUACCCAGAAGAGUAUGGCAACAACAUGAACUGUGUGUGGCUCAUCAUCUCGGAGCCGAGCAGCAGGAUCCACCUGCUCUUCAGCGACUUUGAGCUGGAACCACAGUUUGACUACCUGAUCGUCAAGGAUGACGGGUUGACAGAGACCACCACCUUUGGGACAUUCUCUGGUAAAGACGUCCCAUCUCAGAUUGCCAGUAAUGGACACAUCAUGAGGCUGGAGUUUCAGUCGGACCACUCCAAUACUGGAAAGGGAUUUAACAUCACGUAUACAACAUUUGGUCAGAAUGAGUGCCACGACCCUGGCAUCCCAGUGAACGGGCAACGUGUCGGUGAGCAUUUCCUUCUGGGAAGCUCAGUGGUUUUCAGCUGUGACGAGGGCUUCAUCAAGACGCAGGGCUCUGAGGUCAUCACCUGUAUCAUCCAGGAUGGCAACGUGGUAUGGAGCGCUACCGUGCCCCGCUGUGAAGCUCCCUGUGGAGGCCACCUAACAGCUCCUACAGGUGUUCUACUGUCUCCUGGCUGGCCUGGCUACUACAAAGACUCCCUAAGCUGUGAGUGGGUGAUUGAGGCCAGGAGAAACCACGCCGUGAAGAUCUCUUUCGACCGGUUCCAGACAGAGGUCAAUUAUGACACGUUGGAGAUAAGGGACGGCCCCUCCAACUCCUCCCCUCUGAUUGGUGAAUAUCAUGGCACGCAGGCCCCCUACUUCCUGAUCAGCACCUCCAACUACAUGUACCUCUUGUUUACCUCCGACAACAGCCGCGCCAGCCUUGGAUUUCAGAUACGCUACGAAAGUGUGAUGAUGGAAACAGAUUCAUGUUUGGACCCAGGGAUCCCCGUGAACGGGAAACGUCAUGGCAACAGUUUUGUGAUUGGCUCGAGGGUGUCCUUCAGCUGUGAUCCAGGCUACACCCUAAGUGAUGACGAGCCAAUUGUCUGUGAGAGGAACCAUCAGUGGAACCACGCUCUUCCCAGCUGUGAUGCAUUAUGUGGAGGCUACAUCUAUGGUAAAACAGGAACCAUCCUGUCUCCUGGCUUCCCUGACUUCUACCCCAACUCCCUGAACUGCACCUGGACCAUAGAGGUGUCCCAUGGAAAAGGUGUCCAGAUGGUGUUCCACACAUUCCACUUGGAGGAGAACCAUGACUACCUUCUGAUCACAGAGGACGGAAGCUUUACAGAACCGGUGUCCAGGCUCACUGGCUCCAUCCUGCCUCCCUCUGUCAAGGCUGGUCUCUACGGCAACUUCAGUGCUCAACUGCGCUUCAUCUCAGACUUCUCCAUGUCCUAUGAGGGCUUCAACAUCACCUUCUCAGAGUACAUUCUGGAGCCAUGUGAGGACCCUGGCGUGCCUGCCUACAGUCGAAGGAUGGGUUUCCAGUUUGGGGUGGGAGAUUCUCUUAUCUUCUCCUGUUUCCUUGGUUACCGUUUGGAAGGGGAGCACAAAAUCAACUGCUUGGGGGGUGGACGCAGGGUCUGGAGCGAUGCCCUCCCCAGGUGCGUGGCUGAAUGCGGAGCCAACGCAGUUGGAUUGGAUGGAGUUCUUCUCUCCCCUAACUAUCCCUCUUAUUAUGACAACAACCACGAGUGUAUCUACCGCGUCCAUACAGAACCUGGUAAGGGCAUCACGAUCACCACCAGCAACUUCCUGCUGCAAGAUGGAGACUUCCUUAAGGUGUACGAUGGAGAGGACAGCACAUCCCGUCUCCUUGGUAACUUCACCAGCAACGAGAUGUCCAAUGUGGUCAUCAAUAGUACAUCCAAUCACCUGUGGCUCGAGUUCAACAGCAAUGGCACAGGAACUAAUAAGGGCUUCAGACUCUCCUACACCAGUUUUGACCUGGUCAAGUGCGAGGAGCCAGGAACUCCCAGCUAUGGCUACAAGAUACAAGAUGAUGGACACUUUGCCAACACCUUUGUCCUUUACAGCUGUAAUCCUGGUUACAGUCUCCAUGGUAGCAGUACACUCACUUGUUUGAGUGGGGAGCGCAGGGUUUGGGACAAACCUCUACCAUCUUGUUUAGCGGAGUGUGGAGGCCACAUCACUGGCGCAGUGUCUGGGCGUAUCCUGUCACCUGGUUACCCUGUGCCCUAUGACAACAACCUACACUGCACAUGGACCAUCGAGGCAGACACUGGAAAGACCAUCAGCCUCCAUUUCAUUGUGUUUGACACGGAAGUGGGCCAUGACAUCCUGAAGGUGUGGGACGGUCCAACGGAGGGGGGUAUCCUGCUGAAGGAGUGGAGUGGUUCAGCUCUGCCAGAGGACACUCACAGCACCUUCAAUAUCCUCACCUUGCAGUUUGACAGUGAUUACUUCAUCAGCAAGUCUGGUUUCUCCAUACAAUUCUCUACUACCACGGCAACAACCUGUAACGACCCAGGAACACCCCUGAACGGUAGUCGUUAUGGUGACAGCCGGGAGCCUGGUGACACCAUCAUGUUCCAGUGUGACCCUGGAUACCAGGUGCAGGGCCAGGACAAAAUCUCCUGUGUCCAGCUCAACAAUCGCUUCUACUGGCAGCCUGACCCCCCCACCUGCAUUGCUACCUGUGGAGGUAACGUGACAGGUCCCUCAGGUGUAAUUCUAUCACCCAACUACCCCCAGCCAUACCCACCAGGGAAGGAGUGUGACUGGAACAUCAAAGUCAAUCCUGACUUUGUUAUUGCCCUAAUUUUCAAAAGCUUCAACAUGGAGCCCAGCUAUGACUUUCUCCACAUCUACGAGGGCGAGGACUCCAACGGGGCCCUGUUGGCCAGUCUCCAGGGUAACCAGGCGCCAGAUCGCCUAGAGAGUAGUGGAAGCAGUUUGUUCUUGGCCUUCAGGAGCGAUGCCUCCCUGGGCAUGUCUGGCUUCGCCAUCCACUUCAGAGAGAAGCCCAGAGAGGCAUGCUUCGACCCGGGCAGCAUUAUGAAUGGGAGCAGAGUGGGCCAAGACUAUAAACUUGGAUCCACAGUCACGUACCAUUGUAACUCUGGAUACACCAGUGUGGGUCCAGCAACUGUCUCUUGCGUGAUGGGCAUGGAUGGGAAGCCUGUAUGGGACAAGGCUCUGCCCACCUGUAAAGCUCCUUGUGGAGGACAUUACACAGGCUCUGAGGGUGUGGUCCUGUCUCCUAACUACCCCCACAACUACACCAGAGGCCAGACUUGCACCUAUUACAUCACUGUCUCUGCUGAGUUUGUGGUAUUUGGACAGUUUGCCUUCUUCCAGACAGCCAUGAAUGACUCUGUGGAGUUGUUUGACGGGGCCAAUCAGAUCACACGCCUGCUCAGCUCGCUAGCCGGUUCUCACUCAGGGGAGACCUUGCCCCUGGCCACAUCCAACCAGAUUAUGUUGAGAUUCAGCGCCAAGAGUGGUCCAUCUGCGAGAGGCUUCCACUUUGUCUACCAAGCGGUUCCCAGGACCAGCGACACCCAGUGCAGUUCUGUUCCUGAGCCUCGCUAUGGCAGACGGAUCGGUUCGGAGUUCUCCGCUGGGUCAGUGGUCCGGUUUGAAUGCAACCCAGGCUACCUGCUCCAGGGUUCAACUGCCAUCAAGUGCCACGCAGUGCCCAAUGCCCUGGCACAGUGGAAUGACACUGUUCCCACUUGCGUAGUGCCGUGCAGUGGGAACUUGACCGAGAGGAGAGGUACCAUCCUGUCCCCUGGAUACCCAGAGCCAUAUGGGAACAGUCUUAACUGUGUUUGGAGGAUCAUCGUCAGUGAGGGAGCAGGCAUACAGAUCCAGGUGAUGAGCUUUGCUACAGAACACAACUGGGACUCACUGGAGAUCUAUGAUGGAGUGGACAUGACGGCUCCCAAACUAGGAAGUUUCUCAGGUACAACAGCCCCUGCCCUAUUGAACAGCACAUCAAAUCAGCUCUACUUGCACUUCCAAAGUGACAUCAGCGUAGUGGCGGCUGGCUUCCACCUGGAAUAUAAAACGGUGGGUCUGACCACCUGUCCAGAGCCAAUGGUCCCAGCCAAUGGGAUAAAGACAGGAGAUAGGUACAUGGUGAACGAGGUGGUGGCCUUCAGCUGUGAGCCAGGAUACAUACUGCAGGGCCAUUCCCACAUAUCUUGUAUGCCGGGUACAGUUCGCCGUUGGAACUACCCUCCUCCUCUUUGCAUUGCAAAGUGUGGGGGGACCCUUCAUGAUAUGACCAAUGUGAUAUUAAGCCCCGGUUUCCCUGGUAACUAUCCUGGUAAUCUAGACUGUACAUGGAGGAUUAUUCUACCUGUGGGAUAUGGUGCUCAUAUCCAGUUCCUGAACUUCUCGUCGGAAGACAACCACGACUUCCUGGAGGUACGAAAUGGGCCGCAGCACAGCAGCUCCUUAAUUGGUCAGUACAGCGGCAACCAGCUCCCGCCCAGCCUGCUUAGCACCACGCAUGAGACGGUGAUUCACUUCUACAGCGACCACUCAGAGAACAGACCUGGAAUUAAACUGAUCUAUCAGGCCUAUGAGCUCCAGAACUGCCAGGAUCCAUCUCCGUUCCUGAACGGUUACAUUAUCAACAGCGACCACACUGCUGGCCAAUCCAUAGCAUUUGAAUGCUUCCCUGGCUAUGUUCUGAUUGGCCACUCUGUGUUGACUUGCCAACAUGGAACCAAUAGGAAGUGGAACCACCCGUUUCCACGUUGUGAGGCUCCUUGUGGCUACAACAUCACAGCUGAGAAUGGGACCAUCUAUUCUCCUGACUACCCAAACGAGUAUCCCAACUCCCAGGACUGCUCCUGGCUCAUCACUGUACCCCAUGGACAUGGUGUCUACAUCAACUUCACACUGCUGCAGACUGAGCCUGUUACCGACUACAUCGCCGUCUGGGACGGUCCAGAUCCGAGCAGCCCACAACUGGGUGUCUUUAGUGGGAACACGGCCCUGGAGUCUGCCUACAGUUUGUACCACCAGGUACUCAUCAGGUUCCACAGUGACUUCUCAACCAGCGGGUUCUUCAUCCUAAACUUCCACGCCUACCGUCUGAAGAAGUGCCCCCCUCCCCCGGUCGUGGAACAGUCUGAGAUGAUGUACGAGGAUGACGACUAUGAGAUAGGUGACAUCGUCAGGUACCACUGUUUACCAGGAUAUACUUUGGUAGGGAAGAGUGAGCUCACCUGCCAACUCAACUCUCACCUGCAGUUUGAGUCUCCUCCCCCCACAUGUGAAGCUCAGUGCCCAGCUAAUGAGGAGCAUUCAUGGUCCUCUGGGGUGAUCCUGAGUCCAGGGUUUCCCAAAAACUACCCUAACUCCCAGACGUGCUCCUGGCUGCUGCGUGUCCUGCCCUCCUACACGAUACACAUUUACGUGGAGAUGUUUCACAGCGAGAAGCAGUUUGACGAGCUGGAGAUCUUUGAUGGUCCAUCAGGCCAGAACCCCCUACUGGUGGCAUUGAGUGGUAACCACUCCACCCAGUUGAACUUUACCAGUAAGACUAAUCAGCUCUAUUUGCGCUGGUCAACCGACCAUGCCACUAGCAAACGAGGCUUCAAGAUCCGCUACACAGCUCUGUACUGCAGUAUUAAUAACCCUCCGGUAAAUGGGGGUGUUGUUAACCGGACACGCUUGAGACCAGGAAGCAGACUGCAAUACUACUGCAAUCCUGGUUACCGUCUUGUAGGCUUUCGAAAUUCCACUUGUAGACUCAACAGCAAUGGACUGUACAACUGGGACUCUCCACCACCCCUCUGCCAAGCAAUUUCAUGUGGAAUCCCAGAACCUCCCGGCAAUGGUUCUUUCUAUGGUUACCAGUACACUGUCGGUAGCCAGGUAACCUACCAGUGUAACCAUGGCUUCCGCCUGGACCCCAGCAUUGCCAUGACAGCUGUGUGUUUGGAGGAUGGGACCUGGAGCAACGCUGCACAGUCACCACAAUGUCUUCCCAUUCAAUGCCCUAGCAUCGACAGCCUGCUUUCAGAUCACAUGACGUGGAGGCUGCUCUCUGGUUGGCCUACUGAAUUUGGGGCACAGCUUAUGCUAGGCUGUGCCCCAGGCUACUACCUGGGGGGACGGAGGACCAUCCAUUGUCAAGCAAACGGGACGUGGGCAGGGUUUGAGGAGCGCUCCACCUGCAAGAUUAUUUCGUGCGGAGAUCUGCCAUCCCCUCCUUAUGGCACCAAGCUCGGUACACUGACUACAUAUGGUGCCACCGCCAUCUUCAUGUGUAACACAGGAUACACUUUAGUAGGGUCCCAUGUCCGGGAGUGUAGUGUUAAUGGACUUUGGAGCGGCACUGAGACAAAGUGUCUAGCGGGUCACUGUGACUCCCCUGACCCUAUUACCAACGGACACAUCAGUGGGGACGGUUCUAGUUACCGAGAUACUGUGGUCUAUCAGUGCAAUCUGGGUUUCCGCCUCAUUGGGACAUCAGUGCGUAUCUGCCAACAGGACCACCGCUGGUCUGGACAGGCCCCCGUCUGCGUCCCCAUCACCUGUGGCCACCCGGGCAACCCUGCCAACGGGCGGACAAACGGGAGUGAAUUCAAUCUGAACGACAUGGUCAACUUCACCUGCGCUCGCGGCUUCCUGCUUUACGGUGCUUCCAGGGCACAGUGCCGCAUCAACGGACAGUGGAGCAACACAUUGUCAGUCUGCAGAGUGGUAAACUGCUCCGAUCCGGGCUUUGUGGAGAACUCUGUGCGUCAGUCUGGCCAGCCACAGCGCCACCAAGAAAGCUUCAGCUUCGGGAGCUCUGUGGUAUUCCACUGCAAGGCUGGCUUCUACUUGUUGGGCUCGUCACUCCUUACCUGCCUAGCAGAUGCUCGCUGGGACAGAGCCCUGCCCAAGUGCCUUGCCAUUUCCUGUGGCGAUCCUGGGACUCCGCCUAAUGCAGUGAUAUCAGGAAGACAGUUCACACAGGGCUCCCUAGUACAGUACAGCUGUGUCCAAGGGAGGACACUAUUGGGCAAUGCCACACGCUAUUGCCAGGAAGAUGGGCGCUGGAGUGGGACGCCACCUUACUGCACAGGUGGUAGUACAGGUGUGUGUGGUGAUCCCGGCAUCCCUCCCCACGGCUCCAGAUUGGGGGAGGAGUUCCGACUGAAGAGCCUGUUGAGAUUUAACUGUGAGGCAGGCUACACUCUGAUUGGCUCAGCUGAGAGGACUUGCCUUCACAAUGGUUCCUGGAGUGGAACCCAACCAGUGUGUGACGCGGUGUCUUGUGGUAACCCCGGUACCCCGGCUCAUGGUAGGAUUGUGUUCAGCGAUGGCAUGGUGUUCUCCAACUCUGUGGCCUAUGCCUGCUGGGAGGGCUACAAGACCUCCGGACUCACCACCCGACACUGUACCACCAACGGCACCUGGACCGGACACGCCCCCGACUGCACAGUGAUCAGUUGUGGCGACCCUGGUCCUCUGGCAAACGGCAUAUACACAGGAAGUGACUUCUUCUUCAACAGCACAGUGGAGUACCGAUGUAACCCAGGCCAUCUAAUGGAGCCAGCAAAUGGUGCUCUGUUGCUCUGCACCAAGGAGGGCUCCUGGAACCAAACCAAGCCUAGCUGCAGAGUAAUCCAUUGCGGGGCACCUCCUGCUGUGCACCAUGGAAGGGUGGAGGGUUCUGAUCACACCUGGGGCUCCAGUGUGUCCUACAGUUGCUCCGAAGGCUACCAGCUGUCCAUCCCAGGAGUCCUGGCCUGCGAGGGCAAUGGCACCUGGCGCGGAGAGAUCCCCCAGUGUCUACCGGUGCUGUGUGGAGACCCAGGGACACCUGCGGAGGGCUACUCUGAGGGGAAGCAGUUUACCUACAAGGCAGAAGUCAGAUUCUACUGUCGGGCCCCCUUCCUCCUGGUGGGCUCUGCCCUCCGACUUUGCCAAGCGGACAGCACCUGGAGUGGCAUACAGCCGUCCUGCAUAGACCCUGCUUACAACACUUGUCGAGAUCCCGGAACUCUUGUUAACGGCAUGCCUGUCCUAGCUCAAGGCUUUGAGGUUAGGAGUAAGAUCUCCUUCAGGUGUCGUAAGAACUACCACAUCCUGGGUUCUACCACUAGAACCUGUCUGGAGAACCUGACCUGGAGCGGAACUCAGCCAGAAUGCAUUGCCCAUGCAUGCAGACAGCCAGAGACUCCCUCUAAUGUAGAUGUACGUGCCAUAGAUCUUCCCACGCUGGGUUAUACCCUCAUCUACACCUGUCAAGAGGGUUUGUACCUGGCGGGGGGAUCUGAACACAGGACCUGCCGGCCAGAUGGGAGGUGGUCGGGCAAAUCCCCAAUCUGCAAAGUCGGUCCCAAAAGAAAUGGCAAAGCUAAGGCAGGGGAGUCGGAUGUGCAAAAAAACAAGAUCAGAGUUCCAGUUGAUGUGUUUUCCUCCAACUCUGACUGGAGUGGUUUCUACGAGUUCCUCGGGAAGAGACAAGUUACCACAGUAACAGUGAAUGGCUUCAAUGCUACAACGGGUAGGGUAAACGUCACCCUGUUAGAGCAGAGCGGUGUCCAAAUCAAACUGGCAGGCACCUAUAAGAAGGAGGAGAAUCAUCUUCUGUUGAAGGUCUACCAGAUCACAGGGCCAACCGAACACUACUUCAGUAAAUUCAAGAAUGACAACUGGGCAAUGGAUGGAUAUGUAACAGCAGAAUCUGACAAGAAGACCUUUGUUUAUCAAGGCCACAUUCACAACAAAGACUUUGGGAAGUUUUUCUUAACCAGACAAGGGCCCACCACAACAGCUCCAGACCCGGGCAACCCCUACACCAACAGCAGUUCAGUGGCAGCUGCCAUCUUGGUUCCCUUCUUUGCUCUGAUCCUAUCAGGAUUUGCCUUUUACCUCUACAAGCACAGAACUAGACCCAAGGUCCAGUACAAUGGCUACGCGGGCCAUGAAAGCACCAAUGGACAAGCCUCAUUUGAGAACCCAAUGUACGACACCAACAUGAAGCCCACAGAAGCCAAAGCUGUGAGGUUUGACACCACACUGAACACAGUCUGCACUGUCGUAUAGCUCUCCAUUUCUGACUCCACAUGGAUCAUUCUAAUAUCAGAUCCACAGCAAGACUUCCAUGCAGUGUACCUACAGCAAACCCUCCCUACAAUGGACUGAAAAUAUACCCGGUCCAGUGCAAGUCUUCACUCCAGUGGACUAGUCCAAUAUCUGGUCCACAGCAAGACUUCCCUGCAAUGCCUGUCUUAUCAACCUUUACAAUACCUGUAUAUUCCAAGGAAAAUUUAUAUUUAGCUUGGUGGAAAGGUCAUUAACAAGACCUUCCCUGUACUGGAAAGAUACACAAAUGUAUCACUAGAUACUGGCAAGAUACUGGUCUAUAGACUGCUUAUUGACUGGUCUGUCACCAGAUAGACACAUUCAAGCCUCUUGGUUCUAAGUGAGCCUACAGACACCCCUGGUUCUGCACCUGGUACUAGACCUGUUACUGAGCUAGCCCACACACAGCUAGACUCAUGCUUCAGAUAUCUGGUUCUGGGCCAGCCUAUGGCUAGACCUGAGGGGGUAGGUUUGUUUUCUCUAGGUGCCAGUUUUCUUUUAACUGUUCCUCUCUCUUAAACAAGUGGAGAAGAUGGAACAUACACCAUUAAAUCACCAACUCUGAUGACUCAACAAUACAACUAACAGUAUUGGUGUUGGGUAGACCAGAGAUCAUAUCUAUAGCUGGGAAAUACAGGACAGCAGAUCUUUUCUUCUCUGGAUCAAGGACUCCUGCCUUUCAUGGCUGCCCUGGAGAUACAAUGUUUUCACUCGCCUAUUUCUUUCCCUUUUUUCUUUCCUCCCAAAGUCCCUUCCUGGGGAACUAUUGACGUGUCUUGCAAAGCCACAUAAUUGUUGAUACAAGUAUUUUCUUCAGUGAAGAUGAACCCUAGAGGAGAGCCCUCUCUCCUGUCCAGAGAAGAUAUGCCACAGCUGCACCAUGCUGCAGGGGGACUCUGGCUGGCUCCACGAGCUGGAGUUGGAAUCUCCCCAGCUGCUGUGCUAACAAAUUACUUUAUUGCACAAAUGUUGCACUAUUGUGUAUGAAUGGAUAUGAAACUUAGCAUCAAAAGAGGAAUUUUCUAUCUGAAAAGUGUCUGAGAAGAUGACAUACAGGGUUUUGAUCAUGUGUACAUAGACAUGUUAAAUCCAUCUCAUAAGGAGAGUGUUCUCAUGUCAAUCGUUGAUUAUUGCAGAGGCUGACUGACCUUUGUUUAUGUGUUGCUGAUGCUGAUACUAGGGACUACGCCUCUUACUAUCAGAUACGUGACAGAAGCCACACAGCUUCUAGUGAUCACAUACAUUCCAUAUGAGAUUUGAAGAUCAGGUGGUUCACAUCUGUCACCUAAUCUCCAUGAAGCGUGAUGCUGUUCCAGAACAGUGAUACCCUUGACGUUUCUGCUCUGACUGAUCUGCAGUGAAAAGUCAGUGACAGUGGAAAUACAGAUGACUGUGACUGUAGUCUGUAUCUGACAAUGACAGUGUGAAUCACAUCAGAUGUGAGUUGUUUGUGUUGGCCAUUGUAGCCAGUUUCAUGUUGCCACAGGCCCACACCAUGUUUUGCAUCAGUAAACCAUUAAAAAAGUUCACAGUUCUCCCAUCUGGCUCAUGUUUCAAAAAUACCUCUAAUGCAGAACGACAUUCUUUUCUAUGAUGCUGGAGCUAAUUAAAUGUUUAUUUUUCAUAAAUGCUGCUCUUGCUUUAAAUCAGUUUUAAUCCACAAGUGUUAGUUUAUUUUAUUUGUGCCAUACAAUUUUGUCAUGUCUCAUCUCACACUGACUCACAUAGCAACAAUUCCUUGGCAACCAUGACUAUAGAGAUGGCUUCAGGAAAUUCAUAGGUGUGGCCUCAUUAAUAAUCACUUUCCCUAAACCUUAUGUUUUUUCUGAUUGGCCCCUCCUACCCAAAUGGUCAAGGAUGAUUAAAUUAAGAUAGAGAACAGUUGACUUAGCUCCACUCUGAGAGACACUGCCUUAUCUAAUACCAAGCAUGAUUAAACUAUCAACUAUGAUAUUACAACUCUAUUGUGCUUGAGAGUGUAGGGCUACUUGAAUGCAUCUACUGAACAGUACACUGUGAUUCCAAAGUCAUGGGUUAGUUCAGUGUAUUUCCUAAUCAUUUUGUUAAUGCAUGUAUCCCAUCUUAUUUAGAACAGUACAGUAGUUCUAUCCAUACAGAAGAACUACCUUAGCUUAGUUGUCAGAUACCUGUCUCUGUUAUGCACUUGCUUUGAGAUUAAUGUGUUGAUGACUAAACUGUGUGAUAUUGUUCUGGGAGACGUUCCUUAUCAUAUUAGUUGUGUGUACCUGUCCAUUGUAUCACUACAAGAUGUGUGUGUGUGUGUGUGUGUGUGUGUGAGAGAGAGAAACAGAAAGCAUUUGUAUGUCCUCAAAUUUUAUACAAAAUGAAACUAUUUUGUAUUUUACAUACUUGUUGUUGACUGCACACCUAUGUACUGCCCUGCAGUGUCAAUCCUUUUAGGAAGUAAAUAUAUAGAUGAGUCCAGCUCCUCUCCCCCCCCCCCCCCCCCCCACACACACACACCACUCCCAGAAUUUGUCACAAAAGUCCCCUGCGUACCAUCCCAUCCUGCCUUCUGUUGGGCUUGCUGCAAUAACAUCUCUAUAUCAGACCCUGUUAUAAAGAGCUGUAUAACUGCAUCCAACAUCACCAUUACCAUAUCAUGUGCUGCUGACUUGAAGUAGGUGCAAAAUAACAUGUUUUUGUACAGAAAUAUAUUUUUUAUGAAGAUUUGUAACAUUAUUAAAUAUGCUGUACUUUUUGAUUAAUGUAGGUACAAAACUAGUUAAAAUACAUGUUUUUACUAAAUUAUCGUCUGAGUAUGAAUAUAAAAUGUAUAUUGUCGAAGGUUUAAACAUUGUUUGCACAUGUGGAUAUAUACAAGCUGUUAUUUGAAGACACCGCUGGUAUAUAUUUGUUAAUGUGAGAGAAUAUAAACCUUAGAGACAUUGUACACACAGAUUGUUCUAUGACACACGUUCUAUGACAUAUUUUGAAAACAUUAUUUGAGAAUAAAGUUUUUUACAUAAUAACCCAUUUACUUAUUUGCUCUUGUCAACUUUUAGUACAACAAAGUUUAAGACUUUUAAUUCUGUAAUUAAUACAUGGUUGCACAACAAGGACAUCGAUUUCCUAUCAUUAGAACACUACUCAUACUAGAAAUGUGAUUCUUACAUGCUCUUCUGAAGACACCUCAGGUUAUAGGAGUGUCAACCAAAUGGACAUUUUAACAAAGACACUUCCCAACUAAAUGUAUUUAAUUUUAUGUUUAAGAAAUAUUCCUGUCUUCAUUUUA